CUCUAUGCCUCAGAAAACCACCUCACAUGACAUGCACAACUCACCAUCUUCUUCCUAAUCUUUCUAAAAACCGGAGUUGGUUUUCCGGCGACCUGAAAACCACUUUUUCAAUGACGAAGGUGUACCCGAACGCUGCUUCGGAGGUGCCGAGGCCGGUCACCCGCGGCCCGGUGGUGACUUUAACAGUGUGGAAGAAGUCAUUGCUGUUCAAUUGCAAUGGUUUUACUGUGUAUGAUAGUAGGGGGAAUUUGGUUUUUAGGGUUGAUAAUUAUCUUUCUGAUCAUAAAGGAGAGCUGGUUCUCAUGGAUGCAUGUGGAAAAUCACUUCUCACUCUUCGAAGAAAGAUGUUAAGCUUAAGUGAUCACUGGCUCAUCUUUGAUGGUGACUUCGGCUCAGGUGCAAAGCCGCGAUUUUCUAUGAAGAAGUCGAGAAAUUUCCUAAACCCCAAGUCCUUGGCUCACGUCUUCUCAAGCGCAUCAAAGACGCCCAUCUACGAGAUCGAGGGCAUAUAUUCCCAACGGUGUUGCACCAUCCUCGAUGAGAAGCAGCAACAUGUGGCGGAGAUCAAGUGCAAGGAGGCAUCAAAAGCGGGGAUAUCGUAUGGUUGGGAUGUGUUCAAGCUGAUCGUACAACCGGAAAUGGAGAUGGAGGUGGCCAUGGCACUGGUGCUCCUGCUGGACCAUAUGUUCUCUUCAAGGUGGUCCACUGCUGGCCGCAGGACUACAGAUAACAGAUAGGAGAAAUGAUCGAAUAAUGCCCAUGACUUUUCAGAAAACGACGUGAAACACCAGGCUCUUUUGAACAUCCUAAAAAAUGAUCAUUUUGCCUUGCCCCUAGCUAACAGUGGAGCCCUAUGUAAGGAAAUGGGAAUGCCACUCACCAACUAGGCGGUCAGGGAUGGAAUUGUCAUAUGCUUGAAAGAGGAGGGUGAGAAGGUUUGAGCAUUUUGGUCAUUUAGAGGAAAGAUGGCUUCAUUGGAGUGAGAUAGGGGAGAUUUGGGUGAGACUUAGAUUUCUGUAGUUUUUGGCUAGAAAUCUUUGGGUGUAUGGUUUAUUUAGAGAAAAAGAUUGGGUCCCUCUUGCGUGUGAGAGAGACUUUAGAUUUCAAUUAUUUUUGGCUACAAAUCUUGGGUUAUUUAGAGAAAAAGAUUGAGGCUCAGAGAGAGAGAGAUUUCGCUUCCAUUAGAAUUUUUCCUUCAUGGUUAAUUUUCGUUUUAAAGAUAGUAACUGUUGUAUCUAUA
Amborella trichopoda is the source of this 1240-nucleotide messenger RNA. RefSeq names its product protein LURP-one-related 8. The record is from RefSeq and is a predicted model, not a curated record. Lineage: Eukaryota; Viridiplantae; Streptophyta; Magnoliopsida; Amborellales; Amborellaceae.